Molecule: messenger RNA, 666 nt
Organism: Nymphalis io (European peacock)
Lineage: Eukaryota; Metazoa; Arthropoda; Insecta; Lepidoptera; Nymphalidae
Exons: 5
Coding region: 1-666 (221 amino acids)
Source: RefSeq, a predicted model, not a curated record
AUGAAUUCGCCAAAAAUAUAUAAAAUUGUCGGACCUGGAAUAUUACUGUACGGCAGCAAAGAAGCUGUUACCCUUGACUGUCAAUUUCAUACAAACGAAACAACUGAUCUGACUGUAAAAUGGUAUUUUAAUGACACGUCACACCUCGUGUACCGAUGGAAGCCGCCUAACAAACCACAAAGUUUCGGGAGUUUUAAAGAUCAGUUGGAUCUAUCAUACAAAGCAUCAAAUAAUCCGGCCUUGCAAUACCGAGCUCUGCACAUCAAAAACCCGGCUCCAUAUAUGUCUGGUAAAUACAUUUGCGCUGUGACCAACCGCUUUUCUGAGGAUAGGAUGACCCACUCCAUGACUAUAUAUGAAACCGAAAAAAGAUCCAAUUUAAUAGUUGAUCGUCUAAAAAACAACACUAUAAUCAACAUAAUAUAUAAGGUAGAAGGUGUAUAUCCAUAUCCAAAAUUGGAACUAUUUGCUGCAAAUAGAAUAUUAAAUUCAACAUCAAAAAUCACCAAAAUGGAUGAUAGCCUAUAUAAAGGCGUUACAUCGGCUUUGAUAAAAACAAACACACUUGAUACAACGGUUGAAAUAAUUGGCCGCAUGGAAAUUCCUGAAGCUAACUACGUUCACAUACAAAGGGAAAUAUUUUACAGAGAUUCUGUGCGGUUUUAA